Gavia stellata (red-throated loon) is the source of this 4629-nucleotide messenger RNA. RefSeq names its product nuclear receptor subfamily 1 group D member 2 (gene NR1D2). The transcript has 7 exons. Lineage: Eukaryota; Metazoa; Chordata; Aves; Gaviiformes; Gaviidae. Gene Ontology annotation, molecular function: zinc ion binding; RNA polymerase II cis-regulatory region sequence-specific DNA binding; nuclear receptor activity. Gene Ontology annotation, biological process: positive regulation of transcription by RNA polymerase II; cell differentiation; hormone-mediated signaling pathway. The record is from RefSeq and is a predicted model, not a curated record. Bases 4 to 1770 code for a protein of 588 amino acids.
CACAUGGCAGCGGUGCAUGUCUGCUUGUUAUGUCACUGCGUGCCGUCUUUUUUUCUUGCCUUAGGGGGUGUGAUAGCUUACAUCAGCUCUUCAAGCUCGGCAUCUAGCCCAGCCUCAUGUCACAGUGAGAGCUCAGACAGCGGUUUCCAGUCAUCCGCUUCCCCUGUACCAUCUUCUCCGAACAGCUCCUCCUCGGAAAGUGGCUGCAACGGACGGAGCAGCGAAGGCUCUGAUGGGGCACCGAAGAGCGAUCGGUUGGAGGAGACGAUUAAGACAAACCAGUCGAGUGUUGCUGGUUUGACAAAAGGCCAUAAUGGAGUCACAAAAUUUAAUGGCAUGGUUCUUCUCUGCAAAGUCUGCGGAGAUGUCGCUUCAGGAUUUCAUUAUGGUGUUCAUGCCUGUGAGGGCUGCAAGGGUUUUUUCAGAAGAAGCAUUCAGCAAAACAUCCAGUAUAAGAAGUGCUUGAAGAAUAACAACUGCUCUAUAAUGAGAAUGAAUAGGAACAGAUGCCAGCAGUGUCGUUUCAAAAAAUGCCUGUCUGUUGGGAUGUCAAGAGAUGCUGUUCGAUUUGGCCGUAUUCCCAAACGUGAAAAACAGAGGAUGCUGAUUGAAAUGCAGAGUGCCAUGAAAACCAUGAUGAACAGUCAGUUCAGCGGUCACUUACCCAAUGAAGCAUUAACAGAACAUCAAGAUCAAGCACUUCAAGAAGACCUUUCCUCCAACCCCAAACAAGAGCGGGAAACCAUCAAAAGCCCUUCUCCUCCUCCUAGUGCUGACAUGGCUAAGGAAGAAGUGAUCGGUAUGGUCACUAGGGCCCACAAAGACACUUUCAUGUACAACCAAGAACAGUCUCAAAACCCAGCAGAGAUGAUGCAGUCCCAAAGUGGGGAGAGAGCGUCAAAGAACACCGAGCAGUACAUCUUGAGCAGUGAGCACUGUGUUAGUGGGCUCGGUGGCCCUCAGUACCCUGGAAGUGAGCAGCCCCUUGGUGGACAGUACAAAGGGAGAAGUGCAAUGCAUUAUCCAAGUGGACACGCCAUAUGUUUCACAAAUGGCCACUGUAUGAACUUCCCCAGUGGUUAUACUCAGCGACUGUGUGAUAGGAUCCCAGAAGAUGGCUUUUCUCCAAACAAGAAUACCACUUACUCUUGCAGCACUGGAGGAAGAAUGCAUCUGGUCUGCCCAAUGAGUAAGACUCCCCACGUGGACCCAAACAAGUCUGGUCAUGAAGUCUGGGAAGAGUUUUCCCUGAGUUUUACCCCUGCGGUGAAGGAAGUGGUGGAGUUUGCCAAGCGCAUCCCAGGUUUCCGAGAUCUCUCCCAGCAUGACCAGGUUAAUCUUCUGAAGGCUGGGACCUUUGAGGUUUUAAUGGUACGGUUUGCAUCUUUGUUUGAUGCAAAGGAACGUACCGUCACCUUCCUCAGUGGAAAGAAGUACAGUGUGGAUGACUUACAUUCAAUGGGAGCUGGUGAUCUGCUCAACUCAAUGUUUGAAUUUAGUGAGAAACUAAAUGCCCUGCAACUUAGUGAUGAGGAAAUGAGUUUGUUUACAGCGGUUGUCCUGGUAUCUGCUGAUCGCUCUGGAAUAGAAAAUGUCAAUUCUGUGGAGGCCCUUCAGGAAACACUAAUCCGUGCAUUAAGGACCUUAAUCAUGAAAAAUCACCCAAAUGAAGCCUCUAUUUUCACAAAACUUCUUUUGAAAUUACCUGACUUGCGUUCCUUAAACAACAUGCACUCUGAAGAACUCUUGGCCUUUAAAGUUCACCCAUAGGCCUUUAGGUCUCAUUUGUACUUGGACUUGCCUCGUGUUAAACUGUUUUGUGCUAAAAUAUGUAUUUAUACAGUUGUACCACUUGUUGGGGAGAGAGAGUUCACAGACUGUGAACAAUUGAUAGCUGUCCCAUAACCAUGCAAUAACGCUUCAGCAGGUGCUUUCAGCUAACGGCGGCGCAGCAUUCAGACUCCUCCAAGACGUCCAGACCCAGCUGUGCCACACUUCCAUAGAAGAGGUUGUGAUGAGCCCGAGUAAAUAUGGACUGUUCUUUCACUUAGAAAAAAGAACCACCACUGCCCUCUCAUGUAAACUGAAUGCAGACUAGCUGUGUAUGUGCAUAUGGAGCAUGGAAUGGGGUGGGAACAAUCCUGCGCUAAUAGGAAAAUGGAAGAGCUGAUUUAAUUGGUCUUUCACUUAUCUAAUAGGUGUAUGUCUGUGUCUCUUGAUAACUCACUCAUGGUUUCACUGUUGUUAUUCCAUUAAACCUGAUGGAAUGAUUUCAGCCUGCACCAACUCUUCACUGACCGUGUGUUCAUACCGUGUGUAUAUAAUAUAAAUAGUUAAGUAAUGAGUGUUUAUGGCUAUAUAAAGUACAGAGUUGUGUGUAUAUAUGUGUAUGUAUAUAAAUAGUUCUAUACAUAAAGUAUACAUACAAUUCCUUCACAAUAUUUUAAACUGUGAAGGAAUUUAAACUUAAAACAGAAGGUGAUCUAUGGGAAGAACCAAGUAGAUGCACUUUGCAUAUUGCUGAACUAAUUAUCUGAGCAUUUCUAAUUUUUAGAAAACAUCAAAUUUGCAUUAAUAUGCUGUGUUUGUUAAUUUAAAACAAAACCAACAGAGUGGCACCAAAGGGGCAGAGUCAGCUUCAACUUCCAGAACGGGCUCGUAGAGAAUCUCAAGUGGAGAUGGUUGGUUGUGGCACGAAUGAGAUUGAUUGUCCAUUGCCACUGAGGUUCUUACAUUCUGAUAAAGGUUAAAGAAGCACCAGAUGCUCUUCAAAAACUUCAGCACAGCCAGAAAGAAACUAUCAGAUGAGUAACAGCAUCUAUCAGAAAAAAAUAUGGGAAAAAUGUAUCCACGGUUGUGUUUGGGUGUAUGUGUGUUCUGUGACCAUUUAUUUCUUGCAAUGCAUCAUUUUGCUGCUUCAUUGCUAAAUGAGAAUUGAACACAGAAAUGUGAGAUGCUCCAUGUCUUUUCACAAUUUGGGCUUUGUGGUUCCCAUGCCUGUUCUUCUGGAGCUCUCCAUUGGCGCGUGUGCAUGUGAGUGCGUGUGUGUGUGUGUAUGUGCAGAGAAGGUGCACUGGAUGGUCUGGAUUUUUUUCUUAAAAAAAAAAACAAACAAAAAACAAAACACCACAAAAACCAAACAAACAAAUGGGACUUUUUUUGUUGUUUAUGCCAGUAGCAAAUUACAAAGCGGCUCUCUAUGGGUUUUCUCCAUUUGUAGCAGGACCUGGCACCAGAAAAGAGAGAUUAAAAAAAGCCAAAGCAGUUGUGUUAAUUAGUUAUGUUUAUGUUUUGCUAAUGUGGGAAGAAGAUUCGCCAUUACCCUUGUGUUUAGUUAACUUACCUUAGAGGUAGCCCUCUGGGUCUCCAGCGUUUGGUAACACUGCUCUGCGGAGGGAGAGGCUUCUCAGUUACUGCGUUUAGAUGUAUGUGGUAGCUGAGGCCAGGAGCCAGAAAGCCGCCAGACUGCAGAGCUCCUCCUCGCCGUGCAGGAGCAGCUCUUGCGCAGCAGCGAGUCGAUGGGAGCCCUCGCGCUUGCCGCAGAGCUGGAGCAUCAGGAGCCAGGCAGAGGAGGGGAGGCUCGUGCCCUGCUGUGGCUCCGGUCACCUUUGGGCUGGGGGAUUUCCCCUUGGAAAGUGGUAAGGAGUGCUGGCCAGGGGGCUGAGAGGGGCAGGCGGCAGGUGCUUGAGUAAGAGCUGGGGAAAAUUCAGCUUUAGCCUUGGCUAAGGAGCAGAAGAGCCCACCCUUUCCCCUCCUCCACAGCUGCUGCGGGGAGAGCUGUCCUGCUUCAAGCUACUUUUAACCACUGGAUAACGGCCCCUUAAUACAUACAGUUUUGCUGUCCAAAUGUGCUGUUGGGGCAUAUUGUCCUAAUUUCUGUUAACAGUCUGCAUCCUACCAGUAUUACUUGUUUCAGAGCUUCACCAAAUUACGCGUUGAACCAUUCAGACUUUAGAAAGGACACAGUCACAUGUUUUGUAUUAUUCAGGAGCUGAAAUGACUUCUUUGUAGACCCCAUUUCAAAUGUGGAAAGUACAGUUAACCCUCGGUUGUUUUGGGAGAGAAGGAGGCUUCUUACAGAGAUUGCCGCCCUACAACUGUGUUUCGUUGUGUUUUGGGUUUGGUUUUUUUUUUUUUUCCCUCUUCUUAAAUCUGUAUUACUAAGCCUUUAGGAAUGUAUAACCAGGACUGAGUAAUUACUGCUUAUUAAAUUUUUAGUUAGAUUGACCAUGUAUGCCUAUAGAUAGAUAUUCUAACUUGUGCAAUUUCAUUUGAAAUAAUCUUCCUGUACAUAAUGGAAAAACUUACAUAACAGAAAAAAGCCCCAAACAGAUUGACUGAAUAAAAAAGUUGAUCAAAGUAUGGUUCAAAAGUGACCCACGUAUUACGAACCCUAGCUGGACUCUUAGAAGAAAAUCUAAACUCAUCGUGUUAGCUGUGUAUUGUGAGCUCUUCUUUUACUGUGUCACUGGUUAUACACUUGUUAAACGCUGAGAUAAUAGACUUCAUGCCAGGCAUUUGAGUACUGUAGAUUGGGUCAUUGCUGAAAGAUUAAUGUACUGUAUGACUUAAAUGAAAUUUUUAUUCUUGAUUUUAUUCUUGAUUUUGUUCUUGUUUUAAAAGAUUAAA